AUGAACGUCGUGGGUAUCAUAUCUAUAGUUUUCUUCUAUUGCCUAAUCCUGUCGGUCGGACUAUGGGCCGGCAAGAAGAAACACACCGGGAACUCGGAGGAAGAAGUAAUGUUGGCUGGCAGAAACAUUGGACUUUUCGUCGGAAUAUUUACGAUGACGGCAACCUGGGUCGGUGGUGGGUAUAUUAAUGGGACGGCCGAAGCGAUUUACACGUCAGGGCUGUUAUGGUGUCAAGCUCCGUUCGGAUAUGCUCUAAGUUUGGUCUUCGGUGGAAUAUUUUUCGCCGAUCCGAUGCGCAGACAAGGGUAUGUCACCAUGUUGGAUCCGCUUCAAGAUUGUUUCGGAGAGCGUAUGGGAGGAUUGCUGUUUUUACCAGCUCUGUGCGGUGAAGUGUUUUGGUCCGCCGGAAUAUUGUCUGCUUUGGGGGCUACGUUGAGCGUGAUCAUCGAAUUGGACCAGGCUACUAGUGUGAUUUUGAGUUGUUGCAUUGCCGUUUUCUACACCAUUUUUGGAGGACUGGCCAGUGUUGCUUACACAGAUGUCAUUCAACUGUUCGCCAUAUUCAUUGGACUGUGGUUGAGUGUGCCGUUUGCGUGGUAUAACAAGAAAGUAGACUUUAACAAGCCUGGUUUGGAUAUGGUCGGAGAGAUCCAGGGAAAGGAUUUGUUAAGUUACAUAGAUUACGCUUUGCUCUUGGUGUUCGGCGGAAUCCCGUGGCAAGUCUAUUUCCAGAGGGUGUUGUCCAGUAAAUCUGCUGCACAAGCCCAGAUACUCUCAUUUGUCGCUGCUUUUGGAUGUUUCAUCAUGGCAAUACCACCGGUAAUCAUUGGAAUGGUAGCAAGGGCUACAGAUUGGAAUCAAACACAAUACGAUGGACCGAUGCCAAUGACUCAGAAGGAAACUAGCAUGGUGUUGCCAAUGGUUAUGCAGUAUUUAACUCCGGAUUGGGUGGCAUUCUUCGCAUUGGGCGCGAUUUCUGCAGCUAUAAUGUCUUCGGCCGAUUCCAGUGUUCUGUCAGCCAGUUCUAUGUUUGCGCGAAACAUUUAUCGAAUGUUACUACGACAAAGCGCAUCAGAAAUGGAGAUUGUGUGGGUCAUGCGAUUAUCUAUCAUAGUCGUCGCUAUUUCUGCUACGACUAUGGCAAUUACUAUCCCGUCCAUUUACGGCCUGUGGUCCAUGUGCUCUGACCUAGUUUACGUUAUCCUAUUCCCACAGUUAACUAUGGUAGUUCAUUUCAAACACUAUUGCAAUACAUACGGGUCACUAGCCGCGUACAUAGUCGCAUUUUACAUACGUAUAGCUGGCGGCGAACCUCUGUUGGGCCUGUCGCCAAUGAUAUACUUCCCUGGAUGGGACGGUGAAAAGCAACUGUUCCCGUUCCGGACCACAGCUAUGCUCUGUUCGUUGUUUACACUGGUGUUCGUCUCGUGGUUUACAAAGUGGCUGUUUAUCAACGGAAAGCUGGCACCGCACUACGAUUGGUUCCAUUGCGUGGUGAACAUACCGGAGGAUGCGGUGCGCGUCGGAGAGCCGCAUGAGGGCGAACAGAUGACCACGCUCACGUCGGGUCCGAUGGGGGCACAGUACGGCGCUGCAGUUACCACCGGUCUGGUCGGCAAGGACGAACGGAACGGCAGAAUCAACCCGGCGCUGGACAUCAACGACGACGUCGCUAAUACCACAACCGCGGUUCAGAGGAAAGCCAGCGUCGUGGGAAAGGUGUACAAGCAGGGGUAUGAGCAGACGACCACCGGAUUUUGAGUCGGUCGUACCUCGGUUCUGGUAGGAUCACGAGUAUUAUCGUAGUAGCCCUCUAUUCGCAAUUUAUUGUAUAACCGAAAACCCUUUAAGUCUAAUAUAACCAUAUCAUCUAUUUAUUCGCAACAGUGGACCGACUGCAACACGUUUGGGUACUUAUGCGAUUGGUACAAAUAAAAAACAAAAAUACGUAUAUAUCGUACGAUCGAACGCAUCCGUAUUUUUUAGGUGUACUUACUACUUCGAGUACUACAUAUUAAGCAUGCGACAAAUAAUUAUUAGCUGCACAAUAUAUACCAUAAUUAAACAACACGGUCGAGUACGAUUUCGUACAAAAAGUUAUUAAAUAUAUAUUUAAAAUAAAAAAAAAAUUACCAACUCAGACAUACAUAUACAUACGACAUUAAAUCAUUCUCAAAUGAUAUGAAAGAUAGUAUACACUGAACUUUCAAAACAUUUUAGAAACGGGAAAUAAUAUACUUCGAAAUAUUUAAUAAUUAAAGAAUAUUAAUGGACAUAAUUCCAAGUAGGCAUUUAAGUAAAAACUUAAACUUGUAUUACUAAAUCAAAAAAUGAAUCUUUAAUAAUUUUUUGUUUGGGUUAUUACUUAUUUCAUAAUAAAUCUGAAGUGUACUCAUACUGUUAAUAAUACUGCCAUCAUAUAAUCUUUAUGAUUCUGAAGUUGAUAAGAGUAAAUAACAAUAAAAACAUAAAUUCAUAUCAUAAUAUUUAAGAAUGCAAAUUGAUAGAUAUUUAUAAUUCAUUUUUCAACCAUUCGUAUGAAAAAAAAGAGUUUGAAAAUAUUUUGAAAUUUUUAACAAUUUAGUGUGUGCAACGAUAAUAGUGCAAAAAAAGUGAUUGGAAAUUAUAAAUAAUAUGUUCAAUCGUAUAAUUUUACCGAUAAAUCCAAUAAGCUUGGGUACACCAUGAUUCUCGAAAAAAUACGUUAUAACUUAUAGCGCAUUAUAGAACUGAUGACAUAUUAAAGAUUUAACUAUUUAUUAACUUAUCACGUAUUAAAUAUUUUUCUUUCAAACAAUUAUAUUUUUGACUUUUGAUAUAAGAUCAUCAAUAAUUAGUGUUUGGUAAUUGGUUAACUACCCAUGCAUACCAAUAGGAGACACCACAAUUAUGUUGGCUUUGUAUCGUAUGAAAAAUAUUUACUCACUCGUCACAGAUUUAAAGUUAAAAUCUGUACUUGAUUUCUUUUAAUUAUUAAACAAAUUUUUUUAGUUAUAUUGAUUUUUAUACAGCAGUGUACAUGUAAAUGCUGUCAUAUUAACCAUCCUAAAUUGUGUAAACGUAUUGCAUUAAUGCGUAUCCAAAUAUGUAACGUGUACCUAAUCGUUUUAUAAAUUGGUUGGUAUAAAUUUGUUAUGAACCCAAAUGUGUUGUAAUCAAUAAAUCAUAAUAUAACUGUGUCCAAUUCUGUUGUCCCAAGCUACUAUUUAUCCCUGCGUGGUUUUUUUUCUUAGUGAAAUAUCAUGGGCACUACAACACUUGUUGUUUGACUGUUGUUUAAGAAUAUAGAAUUAGAAAUUGAAUACCUAAUGUAUCAGUAUUAGAAAACACUGUACCUGUUACACGUUUGAGAUCUAUAAGGUUAUAUUAUAAUAUACUUUUAUUGUCGAUUCUUCCAAAAAAAAUUAAUUAAAAUAAUAACUAAUAUUAAAUGAUAAUAAUUAUAAUAAUUAUAAAGAAUAGAAUAAACACAAUAUAUAGGAUUAUUAAAUAAAAACGCCAAUUUAAAUGGUCUGUAGUUGGAAAUAAAUUAAUUGGCAUUUAAAUUUAACAAGAUAAAUUUAUAUUACACUAUGAUAUUAACGGUUUUUUUAGUACUAGUAUUUUAGAACUCGAAUAUGUUAAUUAAUUAAUUGAUAAAGUUGUUAAUGUGAUUGUUGAGCUUUUUUUAAAAACGUUUAAAUUUAAUCAGAGAUUUUAUGUGCUUUUAUGUAUAUUUUUAAGCAUAAAACUUAAAAUUCCACUAUUAUUGUUAUUAUCGGGAAUUUGUUAAAGGACUUGUACAAUGAUACAUAUCAUUUUAUCUUACUGUUAAGAUUGACAAUUACAUAUCAUUAUAUGUAUUCAAUACAUGACUGACCUUUAGAAAAAUAGUAAAAAUAAAAUAAAUACAUUUUAGAAUUAUUACAUCUUUUAUAAUUAAUAAUAUUUUACUUGAUGAUAUUCGGUCGGUUUCAUUGUUCAUCACACAUAAUAUUAUAAUUAAAUAAUUUUACUGUUGUUUGACUUUCAAAUGUUAAAUUAAGCCAAAUUAGAUGAACUAAUUUAUAGUUGGAAGCGACCGAAUCCUCAAAUCGAUAAUUUAUAUUACAGUUUUAAGUAACAUAAACAUAUCAGCACACAACGAAACAUUUUGUUAUAUUGCAGUUUCGUAAUACUUUAAGCCCCCUAUUUGUAUUUUUUUUUUUUAGUGAAAGAUAUACAAAAUAUUUAUACAUAUUUAAAUAUAUUAUGUAUAUCGUUAAACAGACAGACAAUUUAGCGUAAUAUUUACAAGUAACAAAAAAGUUGUUAUAUAAUAUUAUAAUUAGAAUGAAAUAUUAAAGUGGAAUGUAUUUACAAUGGAAUUGUCUAGUCGAUAUGUAGUUAUAAGUAGCAUAAUAAAAUUUAUGUCAUGUUAAAAGCCGAUGUUCUUACUGUAAUGCGUUGAUUAAAAAUUGUGGAACAUCACAAACUACUUAAUUUCAUUAAAUGCUAUAAAUAUGUAA
Rhopalosiphum maidis (corn leaf aphid) is the source of this 4487-nucleotide messenger RNA. RefSeq names its product high-affinity choline transporter 1 (gene ChT). Gene Ontology annotation, cellular component: plasma membrane. The transcript has 9 exons. The record is from RefSeq and is a predicted model, not a curated record. Lineage: Eukaryota; Metazoa; Arthropoda; Insecta; Hemiptera; Aphididae. Gene Ontology annotation, biological process: acetylcholine biosynthetic process; transmembrane transport; choline transport. Gene Ontology annotation, molecular function: choline:sodium symporter activity. Bases 1 to 1761 code for a protein of 586 amino acids.